Molecule: messenger RNA, 918 nt
Organism: Haemonchus placei
Lineage: Eukaryota; Metazoa; Nematoda; Chromadorea; Rhabditida; Trichostrongylidae
Source: the annotation of a GenBank genome assembly
AUGAUCAGCGGGACGACAGGUGAUACAGGUGAUACAGGUGAUGCCAUAGCUUAUCAGCACUCACACGUACAACGUGUUGAUAACAUCAUCGUGUUGUUAAGCUAAAAAGGGACAAAAGAUGAGCUGGCUCUCGUCGACUUCGAUUUCUCGUCUCUCCCAGCUACCGUUCAGAAAUGUAAAGGAAUCCGAACCUGCGACCAUGCCCGAAAAAUUGUAUGGGUUGCCGAUAUCCGAGCACAUUUUUAUCUCCUACCAAAUGCUGAUAAAGAUGGGAAGAACAGUAGAGUUGCCCAGAAUAUCAUCUUAGCAAGCGCUGGCCGCGUCUUCCUUACUGUUCAAGCUGAAGAUCCAGAGUUGGAACCGUACUUCAAAGAAAUCGAGCAGCUCGUUGAAGAAGAGAGUGAUGUGUCUGAAAUCAUCCCACCCUACUAUCCUAUGGAAAAUUUUUACGUAGUAUCUCCACCAUAUAACCUAGCAACAUGUGAAAUUGAGAAAAAUAUGCUAACAAUACGUCGUUCAAUAUUCUGCUACUUAACGAAUACCACACAAUUUAUUGCUGAAAAUCGCUCGAUCAGUACGGAAUUUUGGAAUGAUUGGUUAUGUGAUCAGACGUUUAUACGGGAUAGUUUGAGUAGCGUUAGGGACACAAUCGAAGCCAAUUUGACACUGUUCACCGUCGUUCGCCAUCCAAUCGAUCGAUUUCUCAGCGGAUACGUCGAUAAAUGCAUGAACGAACUAACCUACUACACAGAGGAUGAGCGAUGUUUCGGAUGUCGGAACGACAUGCGUUGUUUUGUCGACGUUCUUCACGAAGUUUUUAUGGAGUACUACAACAAUAGCACUGAGACUGAAGACGAUCCUGAAAUGGCGCGCAUGGAUCACUACUACAUUCGACACUUUGCACCCCAAACAUGGUGA